ACGAAGUUGAUGACUUGCCCCAUUUUCCCAUUCUUGUUGACAACGACUAACAGACAACAAUGGCGGCAGAAGGAGGCGCAGACAUCAAGGGCGCUUACUUCGUCACAGAGAUCGACCAAAAUAACCUCGUCAUGGGGACGUGGAGCACGGGAAUCCUCGGCUGCAUCAACGCCGGGUCGCUGUCGGUGUGUUGCAUGGCAACGUUCUGUCCUUGUGUGUCCCUGGCACAAAUCGCCCACCGCGUUGGCAUGUACAAGUAUUGGACCGUCCUCACCGCAUUCAUGGUACUCUUCGGCGCGUACGUUGCGUUGGCGCUGCUGGAAUCCACCGUGAGCAAGCUGUUUGUGUUUGGCAUGUGGGCGGUGACCGUAGUCGCGCUUCUUGCCAUCUCCGUGAUACGCAAGAAUGUCCGGGAGCGCUUUCAAAUCCCUGGGUCCGCGUGCGAAGAUGUCGUGUGCAGCUGCAUCUUCUCGUGCUGCGUUGUAGGUCAGCUGUCUCUUCACGUCGACUCGAUCGACAAGGACUCUUGCAACUUCGGGCCCAAAGACACAUUGCCAGGCUAUAAUAGCCAGUGAGUUCCUAUCGCAGUCAACACGACUGUUCUACCGUUCUAACAUGUUCUAACAUCAAGUUCUCAAUCCACUACAUACUACGUCGCCUCGUG
Aphanomyces astaci is the source of this 664-nucleotide messenger RNA. RefSeq lists its product as hypothetical. The transcript has a single exon. The record is from RefSeq and is a predicted model, not a curated record. Lineage: Eukaryota; Oomycota; Saprolegniomycetes; Saprolegniales; Verrucalvaceae. The coding region runs from base 60 to 575 and encodes 171 amino acids.